Messenger RNA from Durio zibethinus, 919 nucleotides. RefSeq names its product telomere-capping, CST complex subunit (gene MDO1). Gene Ontology annotation, biological process: negative regulation of telomere maintenance via telomerase. Gene Ontology annotation, cellular component: CST complex. The record is from RefSeq and is a predicted model, not a curated record. Lineage: Eukaryota; Viridiplantae; Streptophyta; Magnoliopsida; Malvales; Malvaceae. Gene Ontology annotation, molecular function: single-stranded DNA binding; telomerase inhibitor activity; telomeric repeat DNA binding.
UAUUGAUACAAAUUAUUCGAUAAUUUGCCUGAGAGAAUUUUAAUUUGUUUUUCAAUUUUUUUUUCUCUUUACACAAACGCUCCCCCAAUUCGUUUACGCGGCAGAGGCAGGAUUCAAGUUCGUUUUAAUGGCGUCUCUUGCAAUUAAAUCAGGGGCAUUGGUUACUUUACCAGAGCUUCAACCGUCUUCUGAGUUUUUUAAGGAAGGAGCUUCACUAAGAGUAACUGGAAGGCUGCAAGAGUAUUCUGUGGAGACGGCCAUAGCUGUUAUUGCUGAUCAAAGUGCUGUCCUAAAGAUAGAUACCAAGCACUUGAGGGAACUUAGUUUCCGAGUCGGCUCCAUCUUCCAAUUCAUUGGUGAACUCCAUAUUCAACCCAACAAUGAAGCAAUCCUGCAAGCACGUAUUGGUAGGAAUGUUGAUGGUAUUGACCUCAAUCUCUAUCAUCAGUCUUUGCAGCUAGUAAGGCAGUUCCAAGCUGAGCGGAUGAACAGUGCAACUACGUAAUGAAGUUUUAGAUUUAAACAGACUUGGUAAUGAUGUCAAGGAACUUAAGUAAGCCACUACUAAGCUUAUAUCUGCCACAAAUAGAAAAGGAAUUUCCAUUUUUGGUUCUUCUAACUGUUAUGUUAUGAUUGUUAUCAAAUUAAAUAGUGUUUUCAUCAGAUAUCCAACAAAGUAUUUCAUCCGAAUUUAAACUUAGCCUUGUUGUAGCUUGUGUUCAAUACCUUAUAUUAAAACUCUCAAGGCACUGUCUUCUUUACUUCAUGCCUUCAAUGCUAUGAAAAAGGUAAGAGGUGGAAAGUUUGUGAUAUCAUUAUUUAAACCUACGUACAGCAUGGAUAAUUUGGUUAUCCAGUUGAAUCUUAUAGGUAUUCUAGCAUCAUUCCCAUUGUCGUAAAUGGAAGCAUCUUAUUAGGU